Ochotona curzoniae (black-lipped pika) is the source of this 2294-nucleotide messenger RNA. RefSeq names its product glutathione hydrolase 1 proenzyme-like. The transcript is spliced from 15 exons. Gene Ontology annotation, cellular component: plasma membrane. Gene Ontology annotation, biological process: peptide modification; regulation of immune system process; glutathione catabolic process. Gene Ontology annotation, molecular function: glutathione gamma-glutamate hydrolase. The record is from RefSeq and is a predicted model, not a curated record. Lineage: Eukaryota; Metazoa; Chordata; Mammalia; Lagomorpha; Ochotonidae. The coding region runs from base 344 to 2047 and encodes 567 amino acids.
CACCUUGGCACCGCAGGUUUCCUCCCUGGCAAUCUGAAUGACCCGCUGGGCCAAGGCUCUGUGGCUGAACCGACUGAGCCCUAAGCUGUAGCCCCCAGGGACUUCUCUGACCCCCUUCUCUGCCCAGAGCCGAGCCUCAGGCAGCCGGCCCCCAGCAAGUGAGACCGCUGAGGUUGUAACUGAACCCAGAAGCAUCCUGCCCGAGGCCGGAGGCAGGACAAGGAGGCUUGAUCAGGAACAAUCUCAGACAAAAUAAGUGACUACUUUGUAUAGGGUGUGAGCCAGUUCUCCGCCAUAUCUCCAGGUCUGGGCUAUUGUCUGUUGCCGGCGGAAGUGCUGAACGAUGAAGAAGAGGUUCGUGGUACUGGGCCUGCUGGCCGUGGUGCUGGUGGUGGUCAUUGUCUGCCUCGCCGUCUUGCUGCCCUCCGCCUCCAGGAAGCGCAGCCAUGUGUACUCCAGGGCGGCUGUGGCUGCCGAUGCUGCCGGCUGCUCAGAGAUUGGAAGGGACAUACUCCAGGAAGGCGGCUCAGCCGUGGACGCGGCCAUCGCAGCCCUGCUGUGUAUGGGGCUCAUGAACCCCCACAGCAUGGGCAUCGGGGGCGGCCUGUUCUUCACCAUCUACAACAGCAGCACGGGGAAGGCCGAAGUCAUCAACGCCCGCGAGGUGGCGCCCGCGCAGGCCCACGCUAACAUGUUCAACAGCUCCACGCAGUCCCAGGAAGGCGGGUUAUCCGUGGCAGUGCCCGGUGAGAUCCGUGGUUACGAGCUGGCACACCAGCGGCAUGGUCGGCUGCCCUGGGCUCGCCUCUUCGAGCCCAGCAUCCAGUUGGCCCGCUAUGGCUUCCCUGUGGGCCCGGGUCUGGCAGCCGCGCUUAACAGAAGUCGGGCCGUGGUGGAAGGUUCGCCGGCGCUGUGCGAGGUGUUUUGCCACAAUGGGAAGGUACUCCAGCAGGGGGACAAGGUGAUCAUGUCGCGGCUGGCAAACACCUAUGAGACGCUGGCCCGCGAGGGCGCCCAGGCCUUCUACGACGGCAGCCUCACGGCUCAGAUUGUCAAGGACAUCCAGGAUGCUGGGGGCAUCAUCACAGCCCAGGACUUGAAAAACUACAAGGCCCAGCUCAUCGAGGAUCCACUCAGCAUCCACCUAGGGGACUCGGUGCUCUAUGCGCCCAGCGCCCCGCUCAGCGGCCCUGUGCUGGCCCUUAUCCUCAACAUCCUCAAAGGAUACAACUUCUCCCCGGAGAGUGUCAAGACCCCCGCGCAGAAGAUCCUGACGUACCACCGCAUCAUAGAGGCCUUCCGGUUUGCCUACGCCAAGAGGACCCUGCUUGGGGACCCCAGGUUUGAGGAUGUCACAAAGGUGAUCGCCAACAUGACCUCUGAGCACUACGCGGCACAGCUCCGAGCCCAGAUCACCAACAACACACACCCCACCGACUACUACGAGCCGGAGUACUACAGUCCUGACGACUCGGGCACCGCCCACCUGUCCGUGGUCGACGAGGAAGGCAAUGCCGUGUCUGCCACCAGCACCAUCAAUCUCUACUUCGGCUCCAAGAUCCUGUCUCAAGUCAGUGGGAUCAUCUUCAACGACGAGAUGGACGACUUCAGCACCCCUAACAUCACCAAUCAGUUUGGGGUGUCACCUUCACCGGCCAAUUUCAUCAAGCCAGGGAAACAGCCACUCUCGUCUAUGUGUCCAAGCAUCAUCGUGGGCCCCGACGGUCGGGUGCAGAUGGUGGUCGGUGCCUCGGGGGGCACCCAGAUCACCACAGCCACCGCACUGGCCAUCAUCCACAGUUUGUGGUUCGACUAUGACGUGAAGAGGGGGGUGGAGGAGCCACGGCUCCACAACCAACUGCUACCAAGCGCCACCACCCUGGAGAGGGGCUUCGACCAGGCGGUGGUCACAGGCCUGCACGCCCGGGGCCACGAAACUGAGACUACGUCCACAUUUAUCGCUGUGGUACAAGCCGUCCUACGCACAGCCCGUGGCUGGGCAGCCGCCUCGGACUCCAGAAAAGGGGGAGAACCUGCUGGCUACUGAGGGGCCUGGGAUGACAAGCAGGCCCAGGGAACCAGAUCUACGUACAAGUGGGGACUUUGCGGGCAAGGUGCCUUUAGCCCAUGAGCUGCAGAGAAAAGCAAUAAAUGGUGCCGCAGCGCCAGGCUCUGGGCAGCCUUGCUGGCCAGGCUCCCACUCCCUGAGCCUCAGCGACGUGUGCGUGGAAUGGCUGCAGAGGAAGGGGAGAGAGUGGAAGGUGGGAAUUUGGACAUCUUGGAGCUGCGGGUGC